Molecule: messenger RNA, 2126 nt
Organism: Carassius auratus (goldfish)
Lineage: Eukaryota; Metazoa; Chordata; Actinopteri; Cypriniformes; Cyprinidae
Product: parafibromin
Exons: 17
Coding region: 40-1632 (530 amino acids)
Biological process (GO): positive regulation of transcription elongation by RNA polymerase II; transcription elongation by RNA polymerase II
Cellular component (GO): Cdc73/Paf1 complex
Molecular function (GO): RNA polymerase II complex binding
Source: RefSeq, a predicted model, not a curated record
UGAGAAGUUGCUGCUGGGUCUUAAUGAGGAGGCGCGAUCAUGGCGGACGUGUUGAGUGUUCUUCGCCAGUACAACAUCCAGAAGAAGGAGAUCGUUGCAAAAGGGGAUGAAGUUAUUUUCGGAGAAUUCUCCUGGCCUAAAAAUGUGAAGACUAACUAUGUGAUCUGGGGAACUGGGAAAGAGGGACAGCCUAAAGAGUACUACACCCUUGACUCGAUUCUUUUCCUGCUCAACAAUGUGCAUCUUCCUCACCCGUCCUAUGUGCGCAGAGCCGCGACAGAGAACAUCCCUGUUGUAAGACGACCCGACAGAAAAGACCUGCUCUCCUAUCUCAAUGGAGAAAGCUCAUCAUCAACGAGUAUCGACAGAAGUGCGCCCAUUGAGAUCGGUUUACAAAAGCCAACGCAAGUUAAAAGGGCAGCAGAUGAAGUGUCUUCAGAGGCUAAAAAGCCUCGGGUUGAGGAUGAAGAGCGUGUGCGUCUGGAUAAGGAGCGUCUGGCCGCUCGUCUCGAGGCUCAUAAAGAAAGCAUCGUGCAGACGGAUCAGAUCAGGUCUCUGUCGGAAGCCAUGUCCGUGGAGAAGAUCGCUGCUAUCAAGGCUAAGAUCAUGGCUAAGAAGCGCUCCACCAUCAAGACUGACCUGGACGAUGACAUCACCCAGAAACAGAGGAGCUUCGUGGACGCUGAAGUGGACGUGACCAGAGACAUUGUGAGCCGAGAGCGAGUGUGGCGGACGAGGACCACCAUAUUACAGAGCACCGGCAAGAAUUUCUCCAAAAAUAUCUUUGCCAUCCUACAAUCCGUGAAGGCUCGGGAGGAAGGUCGAGCCCCUGAACAGAGACAGACCCAGAACCAAACUCAGGUGGAUCCAGCAAUAAGAAAUAAACAGCCCGUCCCAGCGGCCUACAACAGAUACGAUCAGGAACGAUUCAAAGGAAAAGAAGAAACGGAGGGUUUCAAAAUUGACACUAUGGGAACGUAUCACGGCAUGACGCUGAAGUCGGUGACGGAAGGUGCAUCUGCUAGAAAGGCCCAAACACCAGCUAUGCAGCCUGUUCCCAGACCAGUCUCUCAAGCAAGACCCCCGCCUAACCAAAAGAAAGGUUCUAGAACUCCCAUUAUCAUCAUCCCUGCAGCUACAACAUCUUUAAUCACAAUGCUCAAUGCCAAGGAUCUCUUACAGGACCUCAAGUUUGUCACAUCAGAUGAUAAGAAGAAGCAGGGAAUUCAGAGGGACAACGAGGUUCUGCUGCAGAGACGUAAAGAUCAGGUUCAGCCUGGUGGAGCAGCCAUCAGUGUCACAGUACCCUACAGAGUGAUCGACCAGCCGCUCAAACUCGCCCCACAGGACUGGGAUCGUGUAGUGGCCGUCUUCGUCCAGGGUCCUGCCUGGCAGUUCAAGGGCUGGCCGUGGCUGCUGCCUGAUGGAUCCCCCGUGGAUAUAUUUGCCAAAAUCCGAGCCUUUCAUCUGAAGUAUGACGAGGCACGGAUGGACCCAAACGUGCAGAAGUGGGACGUGACUGUGCUGGAGUUGAGCCACCACAAACGACAUCUGGACCGGCCCGUCUUCCUCCGCUUCUGGGAAACACUAGACAGAUACAUGGUCAAACACAAGUCCCAUCUGCGGUUCUGAGAGCGCUGGCCGUCCACCUUCGAGAUCUUCCCUCCCUAAGAGACCUGUCAAGAUGGACUGCUACACCCCUGAUCCUCUCAGCCUCGCUGAAAGCACUUUGGAUUUCAGUAUGCUUCACCCUCUGCUGACACCAGUUUGAUUUGUAGCCUCUUCCUCCACCUGUAGAUGAACAGGUCAAGGCAGGCAAGAGGAAAUGUGGAUGUUUGGGUUGGUCCUUGUUGAGUUUUCUCAGUACAUAUGCAUUUUUCUAAUUUUGAAGCAGUUGGUAAUCAAGGCAGAUUUUCUUUCCUCUCUUUAUUUGUAAAACACAAGCUGGAGAGAACCAUUGAAAAUGGUAACUCAUUGGUAUGAAUACAUGACUGCUGUCUAAAACUCUUUAAUGAUAGAUUCACUUUGUUCCCUUUUUUGUGUUUUUUCUGCCUUCUGAUCUAUGAAGCAUAGAGUAGUACAUUAAGGUUCACUACACAAAUGCGAGUAGUAAAUCCAAGUCAGAU